CCGUAGGACCGUAGGACUACGAGCGAGUGAUGUCUUUGGAAUCUCGGCCUAGCAACUCGCUUUUCAAGAGGAAAGAACAGCUAAAACGCUGGGAAGACUCCGAAACCAACCAGGAGAGUGCCGACCUACCGCCGGACAAACCGCAGAAAAUCAAAUUCAGCGAUGGGUGCAUAUUUCUCGCCGCUUGUGCUGCCGGGGAUACCGCCGAGGUUUCGCGUCUGCUCGAGAGGGGUGCCGAUAUCAAUACGACCAACGUCGACGGACUCACAGCCUUACAUCAGGCAUGUAUCGACGACAACAUGGCCAUGGUGGAGUUCCUGGUGGAGCACGGCUGCGAUCCAAACCUGGGCGACAACGAAGGCUGGACGCCGCUUCACGCAACGGCCUCCUGUGGCUUUGUCAGCGUUGCCAGGUACCUGAUUGAGAAUGGGGCCAACGUGGCACUGGUGAACAACGACGGCGACCUGCCCAUUGACAUUGCCGAGUCGGGGGAGAUGGAGGAACUCCUGCAGGCCGAGAUUGACCGGCUCGGCGUGGACUGCGAGGCGGCACGCAACGAGGAGGAGCGGCUGAUGCUGGAGGACGCCAAGCAGAUGCUGAACAGCAGCCGGUUGCUGGACAAGGUGCACCCCAAAACGGGGGCCACCUCGCUGCACGUGGCUGCGGCCAAGGGCUACCUCAAGGUCAUGACGCUACUGAUCCAGGCCGGAGUGGACCUGAACGCCCAGGACUGGGACGGCUGGACGCCCCUCCACGCGGCCUCCCACUGGGGCCAGAAGGGGGCCUGCCGCCUGCUGUGCGACUCCCUGGCCAACAUGGCCCUGCCCAACCACGUGGGACAGACCUGCUUCGACCUGGCCGACCCCGAGGUGCUGCCCACCCUCGAGGAGCUCAAGAAGAAGCAGGCCAGUAUGCAGAAGGAGCGUCCCGAGAUCCAGGAGAUCCUGGAGCGCAAGGCCCAGCGGCCGCCGCUCAAGCGGCGGACGUCGGUGACGCGCAUGAGCCUGGCGGACAAGAACAGCGCCGUGGUCAAGGACACCUCCUCCGAGCGCAACGCCAUCGAGGCCCACCUGAUGCUCUCCAAGGUCGACGAGGAAGCGGAGAGGAAGUCGGAGGAGAGGGAGAUAGGUCUGCUUCCCAAUUCCCUGGAGGAGAGACAAGUUGCACGAAAGAACGAGGUGAACCGGGCGGUGAGCAACGCCUUCCUCGAAAAUGCCGCGGAUGCCACCACUCCCGCCGCGGACAAAACGAGACAGUCUGUGGAGAAGGAGGGGGAGGAGGUGACUCUUGCCCUUCGGAGGCUGCGGCGCCCAAGCCCCGCCCCCAAUGUGGAGCCGUGCCCCGUGGAGACGGUGGUGACGGUGGCGCACCCACAGCGGGAGUCGGUCAUUACGCCGGCGUCCCCACCGCCGGUCGCCGUGGCGACCAUCACCAUCGACGACAAGAAGAAGGAGCCCUCCCCUCCAUCGGAGAUCGUCACUUUGAGGAAGAGGCUACGCGUCAAUGCGGAACCGGAGAAUGCGGACGACACCACCACGCCCUCCGAAAACAGCUCGCAGGGUCCUCUCAAGAGGACGUUUGUGAUGCCGGUGCGGGACGAAGAGUCCGAGACGCAGCGGAAAGCGCACGCCAAGAGGGUGCGGGAGACCAGGCGCUCAACUCAGGGUGUGAUGCUGGAAGACCUGAAGUCUGCCGAACAGCAGCUGCAGAAGAAGCAGCAGGAGCGGGACGAGGGCAGGCAGGAGAAGCCCCCUUCUUCGGCGGCCGCUGCCGUGGCAACGACGACCGCGACGACCACCACGUCUGCUCCGUCCUCUGCCGCGACGACCACCGCCCUGUCGGAGGAACUCGGCCGGCGGCUCUCUUGGAGGAACAGGGACAAGCAGGAAGAGGAGGUGCCGGCGGUGCGCGUGGUGCCCAGCAGUCCGGAUGGCACACCCGUGGUGACCCUUUCUAUGCCGGCGAGAGCCAGGGUUCAGAGGGCGACCGUUACCGGCUCUGGCGACGUCAGCCACACGGUCACCGUGCCCAUACGCCCUCGGUCGGCUCUGGACGACCUCUCCCUACGAGACGGAAGCGACGCGGACAAGGACGACUCAAGGACAAAUUCAGCUGUGCAGAGGCGGAGGAGGCCCAAGCGGAGGUCCACGGGCGUGGUCUACCUGGAAGGAGAGGGAUCCCAGGAACCAUCACCGGAGAAGGAAAGCGCAGACCAGGACAAGCUGCGGAUAGGUGCUCACGACCUGUCAAACGACGUCAAGAGCAUGCCGGACCCUGUGCGCGCGAGGAGCGGCUCCGCGGGUUCUCUGGCGGACAGCACCAAGUCGGAGACGGAAUCUCGGCUCAGCAGCAGCGCGGCCAGCCUCCAAGACGACGACGAGCUAGACUACAAGAAGCUCUACCUGGAGCUGAAAGAAGUGCACGAGCGGCUCAAGGGCAAGGUGUCUCGGCUGGAGGAUGAGCUGGAUUCCACAAAGCGUCAGCUGGAGAAGUCUCAGCUGAACAAUCGGAAUUCUCUAAGCGACGCAGAGAAGCGGGAACGCCGGGCUCUCGAGAGGAAAAUCUCGGAACUGGAGGAAGAACUCAAGGGGGACCAGGGUCGGACGGAGACGUCUCGUCUCCGCGAGGAGAAUGCCCGCCUGCGCGAAGAGAACGGAGCCCUCAUCCGGGUCAUCAGCAAGCUGUCCAAAUAGGCUGCUACGCGGCCCAGCAAGACGUCCGAGUAGACGGCCGUGCGGCGGGCAGCCGGAACACGCUCCCUCCGACGUCCCACUUCGACCCUGCCACCGAAAAUGCUCACUCCGCGCCACCACUUCUUUGUUCCCACCCCCUCUUUUUUUUUCCUCCUCGCCUUUUAUUUUUGUUCCCUCUCUCCCCAUUACGUCGUGGUUGUUUGCCGCUUUCCUUGUUGUCGGAGCGGCGACGGAACUUGUCGGCAAGUGGACGACCGUCGUCGCUGCCGUCGUACUCGUCGUGGGCCGAGAAGACGCCGUGCCGCAGCAGAAAAGUCCGUGUGCGUCAACCGUUUGUGUCCGGCCGACCGAUCGAGAGAAAGACGACGUGUCUGUCGUCCGCUUGCGGCAGAAAGGACGGAAGGAAGUUUUUUGUUUGAUGCAUGUGUGAGGGUUGUUUUACAUUUUUAGUAAAGUCUUUGAACCGAGCUCGACGGGGAAAGACACCGGUGACGAUGUCAAUUUAUAGAAAUCUGAGGUUCUUCUGGGAGGACGGACUUAUUGGCAGCGAGGCCAUCACAAUUUUUACCUUCACAGUUUAACGUAAAAGAUUGCACGAACAAAAAAAAGCGAGCCAUCUUUUUUUUUUUCUUUCUUUUUUUUUCCUGUUUUGGCAUACAUUUGCGUGCUCACACUAGCAACGCAACUAGUCAUGCUUGAUUGCAGCGACUGGUGACACCUAGCUAACCGCAUUUAUUCGUAUCCAACUACAGUCUAAGCUCGUUAUAACAGACCUUGAUUUUAACCAAGAUUUUGGUCUGUUGUAAAAGGAGUAUGUUGUAUGCAGAUACGAAGUUGAGUCAAUGGUACAUAGAGGAAAACCAAUUGAACUUCACAAAUCGGUAUGUUAUACCCAAAUGUCUCUUGUAACCAGGUCUGUUAUAACGAGCUUAGACCGUAUCGCAGUCUCAAAGCGUGGAGAGGACGUCAGAAUGUGACGUGGUGCUCUUGUUGUAACGGUCACGUGUACCGCGGGCUAAGGACGGCGUUCACUCUGUCUCUCCCUCAAACACCCCGGCCAUCUGGCCCGUUCCCGAUUUUCCUUUUCCGUGCCCCGUCGAAGCGAACCCGCCUCCGCAAACUGCAACCCCAUCUAGUCUUGGAGGUGUCGUGGCUUCGAUCUUGGGUUUCUUUUUCCCUUUUUAUUCUCUCGGCUGUACAUGCGGGGUUUGGAUCCCUUUUUUAGAAUGUUUUCUGCAUUGUAACGGCAUUUGGCCUUAAAGCUUGUUGAGAUGCUUCGCAGACAAAAGAGCUUUGUAAGUGUUUUGUGGGCGACGUUUUGUCCGAAAAAAACUGAUGGACGUUUUGCUUCGGUGCGUGUUGAGCCAGUACGGACACUGAUCUGAGACGUGCUUGUUUUGGAGUUGGGAGACAUGACCGCCUUCGUUUUUUUGGUAGGUUUUGUAUUGGGUCUUUUGUAUGAGCAAGUACCCUGUGAACAUCUAUUGAAUGUAUAAAUCUAGCCCCUACUUUUCUAGGAGUAAUCCUCUUCUUUAUGCUUACCUGCACCUUUACAAAAGAAUAAAAUGGUGGUAUUUGCGAGUAAAAUGCUGGUUUACUCCAUCUGACGGAGGAGUCUAGUGCCCAUUUAACACCCUCUUGGGAUGUCUGAAUCUAAGACUACCUUGCUGGGGGAAUAACAGUUCUAUUCUACUGGCAGUCAGGUCCAUGACAUACUACUAUACUUCUGGAGUAGAUUUACAUCCUUUAUACGAGUACUACAAGCUUGCAGGGCAUGAACCAUUUUUCAUAAGGAAAACCCAGUAUGCCUACUUCUGACCGACCCCACAGGAUUCUAAUGUGUCUGGGGCUGAAGGAAGGUUUCACGAGAGCUUAUCUGUUUCUAACCUGCCAGUUUACCGAUUUCGUGGCCAAACUUGUUGCCUUGGCACUGAAUGGAUGGCGAAGUACAAAGCUCAAGCUCACUUUGAGUAGUCUGUGGAUUUACCACAUUUGGGUGGGAGUCAAUAACGGGCAAGCAUCUACAAUGCUAGCAUAGUCCGGCGCCUUUUUGAAAGCGUUUUCAUAGUUCUGCAUAGCGAGUUUGUGGGCAGACUACCAUACUCCUCUUUUGGAUCAGUUAGCCCCCAAAAAACAUGGCCGCACUCACCACUUGUUCGAUAUUCGUGGCGUCACCUUGUGUCACUUGGGAGCGUCUUUUGAUUCUAUCGAAAAGUGGAGCUCUAGGCUUGUGCCCGCGCUUGAUUGCUUAUUUAUUGCUUCUCUUUUUUCCCCGUGGAUCCCAACAAGACGUUUUCCCUAUUUGUCCCCAUUUCCCUGGACGUGUCCCUUACCGUUGUCACUAGUGCGCAGACGUUUCCCUACGAUUUUCCCUGAUGACCAGAGGUUGUCCCACAGUUGCCUCCUAGGCGUGUCCUCUGGGCUUUCACUCCUCUUGUUGGAUUGGAUUACGUGAGACUUGGGCGUUACGAUGCAGUACCCUGUGGCAAGCAGACGCAUCUCGUUCGAGCUGUGCCCUUGAAUACCUUUUUUAGCUUUCCAUGUGUGUUUUUACACUCAAUCGAACAAAGUGGCAAAGCUAGUAGUAGUUCCUUCUUUUUUUUUGCUUGGGUCUUUCGUGUUAGGAUGUGUGCGGCUGGUAUACUUUUAGACGAGGCUUUUUGCGCGCUGUGUACAUAUCCCUGGGGGCCUGUGAAUAAUACAACUUGCAGAAGCGAGAGGGUGGGACGAGACAAAUGUGCCUUUGUAUACACACCUUACUUAAGACGACGUAGUCUAGAACAAGGUAGUACAAUAAAUUUUCUCCGCGGGGGUUUGUUACUCGGAGCUGUGUGUGCAUUCAAAGAUACUCUGCCAUUUUUUCCCUUUCCUGUCUAUGUUGUGGAGAAGUGGGAAGGGGAGAUGCCUCGGUGUCGAUUCCCGCCUGCUCUGGUGCGAUGAGCGGUGUAUUUCGGAAGGUCGGCAUAUUUCUGCGUUGACGUAAUAUAUUUAUUUAUGAUGUGCAUGCGCGAAUAGAACUUUCUUCUGUGUCAUCCCCCCCUUCUCCAAGUAACUUGAUCAUGGCUGUUCGAAGCAACUGUUUGAAAGUAGGCACUUCUUUUUUUUUCUAAGUGUCAGUCUUGACAUGUGUGUUUGUAAUAAAAGGCUUUUUUUUGUGAGA
Ixodes scapularis (black-legged tick) is the source of this 5853-nucleotide messenger RNA. It is a transcript of the gene Mbs, whose product is annotated as protein phosphatase 1 regulatory subunit 12B. Gene Ontology annotation, cellular component: cytoplasm. The record is from RefSeq and is a predicted model, not a curated record. Lineage: Eukaryota; Metazoa; Arthropoda; Arachnida; Ixodida; Ixodidae. Gene Ontology annotation, molecular function: enzyme inhibitor activity; protein kinase binding; phosphatase regulator activity. The transcript has 20 exons. Bases 30 to 2693 code for a protein of 887 amino acids.